CCAAAAAAGAAAUCGCCGCCUCGUCCUCGGUUUCUCCGUCGCGUCGCCGUCGUCGUCUCCCUCCCCCGUAAAAUCCCCCGGCCGUUGCCGCGCGAAGCUCUCUCCCUCCCGCAAAUGCCCGAGACCCCGACCACCCGCGCGAGCACCGAGACAUCCUCGUAUGGCUCCUAGUCUCCUCCGCCCCGCCUCCCAGUCCCUCCACCUCGCGCCCCCCUGCGCCGACGCGGCCGCCGACCGCGGCCGGAGCCGCUCCGCCGUGACGAUCGGUGGUUCGAGGACGCUCAGCGUUUCCCUGCGUGUGGGAGGAUCUAGCCGGAGAGAAUUCCCGUGUACCACAAUGGCCUCAAGAGAUCAUUCUGGCUUGACACGACAGCUUUUAGAUUUUCAGCACGGUACAGUAGACGAAAUAGAUGGAGAACGUGAUCCAUUCAAGGAGUUGAAAGCAAGGUUCAUGGACUUCAAACAGAGGAAUUGUGUGGAUAAUAAUUCUAAUUAUCAAAAUCUUGCCCAGCAGCAAACACCAAAGUUUAUGGUGGUUGCUUGUGCUGAUUCCAGGGUCUGUCCCUCGAGUGUUUUGGGGUUUCAGCCUGGGGAAGCAUUUACUGUCCGUAACAUUGCAAAUUUGGUACCACCAUAUCAGCAUGGGGCUUCAGAGACUAGUGCUGCACUGGAGUUUGCUGUCAACACACUAGAGGUAGAGAAUGUGUUAGUAGUUGGUCACAGCCGUUGUGGUGGUAUCCAAGCACUAAUGAGUAUGAAAAGUAAGCAAGAUGAUUCACAGUCUAGAAGCUUUAUUAGAGAUUGGGUGUCAAUUGCCAAGAGUGCAAGGUUAAGCACAGAAGCAGCAGCUGGAAAUUUGAAUUUUGAAUUGCAGUGCAGACAUUGUGAAAAGGAAUCAAUUAAUAGCUCACUGUUGAACUUGUUAACAUACCCUUGGAUAGAGAAAAAGGUGAAUGAAGGAACCUUGAGCCUUCACGGGGGCUACUACAACUUUAUCGAUUGCACAUUUGAGAAGUGGACAUUAGUAUACCGGCCAGGGUUGGAAGGUGGAAGCAAGUAUGCCAUAAAAAAUAGGUCGACCUGGUCUUGAUCAAUCAAGAGGCCUUGCUUACUUGGGCGAAUUUCACUCUGCCCCCUGCAGUUUAGCAUGGUUUUGCUUUGCCACUGUGCUGUCCAUUUUCAUUGCACCUUGCUCCAUUGUGGUAUUGAUAUUCUGCGUGAAUGAGUCCCAGUAUCAAGUCACUUUUACGGUGUUGUUGGCACCAUCGAAUAGCAUGACACUUGACGAUUACUAUGCCAUACUUGGUCAUCUUUUAUGUUGUCAGCUUCACAGAGGCACGUGUAGGCCCUGUAACAGUUAUUUGAUACAGUGACUCGGCUGCAGUUGAGCAAAACCACAAUGGAGUGAACUGCAACUGAAAUGGACAAUAUGGUAGCAAAGUGAAAGUUUGUCAAACUGCUGGGGACAAAGUGAAUUUUGUCCAAAUAUCCAUGUGUUGUUUUCUGCUUAGAAGCAUCAUAAAAUUCAAUAAGCUGCAAACUCAUAUUCAUACGAAAAACAUGUACCACCUUGCCACAUUUGGCAAAUUACUGUGUUGUAUCUUUUACUGUGUAAUUGCAAAAAUAAGAUACAGCUUUGUAAUCUUGUAUGCCGGGCAUAUGGUGUAUCAAUUUAAAGCUGAAUCUUUAAUGC
Molecule: messenger RNA, 1693 nt
Organism: Oryza brachyantha (malo sina)
Lineage: Eukaryota; Viridiplantae; Streptophyta; Magnoliopsida; Poales; Poaceae
Product: beta carbonic anhydrase 5, chloroplastic-like
Exons: 9
Coding region: 161-1090 (309 amino acids)
Biological process (GO): carbon utilization
Molecular function (GO): zinc ion binding; carbonate dehydratase activity
Source: RefSeq, a predicted model, not a curated record